Messenger RNA from Exophiala bonariae, 990 nucleotides. RefSeq lists its product as uncharacterized. Lineage: Eukaryota; Fungi; Ascomycota; Eurotiomycetes; Chaetothyriales; Herpotrichiellaceae. Gene Ontology annotation, molecular function: 2-oxoglutarate-dependent dioxygenase activity. Gene Ontology annotation, cellular component: cytoplasm. The transcript is spliced from 3 exons. The record is from RefSeq and is a predicted model, not a curated record. Bases 1 to 990 code for a protein of 329 amino acids.
AUGACUCCCAUUGCGGUUGAAACUACAAAUUCCCACAAUGUGGGAACUGGAGUUCAACCAACAAAAGCACACGAUUUGCAGCAUGAACCCAUGAGUGCUUCUGGCCUGCUCGACCAUCAGAAGUUUUUUGAAAUCACCCCUCUCAUUGGUAGAGAAUAUCCAGACGUUCAGAUCGCGGACUUGAUGCGAUCAUCCCGGAGAGACCAAUAUAUCCGAGAUCUCGCAAUUACAGUCUCCGAGAGAUGUGUGGUCUUUUUCAGACAGCAGGAUGGAAUGACUCCCGCGCUCCAGAAAGAAUUGGCGCUUUUGCUUGGCAGUCUUAGUGCGCGUCCUGCUCUGAAUGGGCUCCACAUCCAUCCACUGGUGGAGGGAAAGAUGGAAGUUGACUUCAUCGAUAGAGGUGUGAAUGUCAUUUCUUCUCAGAUCAGCCAGAAAUUGGAAGGAGAGAGAUACGGUGAUAGGUAUUCGUUUGCCAGUCGCGGCUGGCACAGCGAUAUGUCUUGGGAGCCUAUGCCAUCUGAUUAUGCCGUACUCAAAAUGAAUGAAACUCCACAUAGUGGAGGUGACACUCUUUGGGCCUCUGGAUAUGAGGUCUACGAUCGGCUCUCAACACCUAUGCAGAAGUUUCUGGAGGGCUUGACCGCCAGCCAUGAUGUGCCGCAAUUCAUCGCGCAAGCUGAACGUGUGGGCUUUAAUAUUCAUCCUGGGCCACGAGGCGCACCAGAGAAUGUUGGAACACAUUUGACAGCCAUACAUCCUCUGAUUCGAACAAACCCAGUCACAGGAUGGAAGUCCGUCUUCUGUUCUGGUGGUAACACGCCUAGAAUCAACGAAUUGACUAAACAAGAGUCCGAUAGGACUUUGGAAUACCUGGCAGAUCUGUGCAACCAGAACCAUGAUCUGCAGGUCCGCUUUAAGUGGGGCGUCAACGACGUCGCCGUCUGGGACAAUCGAAGUGCAUAUCGUGGGUCAACUCAACCUCCUUUCUAG